AUGACAACGACAGCGAAGCCCAACCCCCAGCUCUGCUCUCCCCUCUUCCAGGUGUUACCCCUGGAAGUCCGCCAGCGCAUCUACGCAUUCCUCCUGUCCCUCGAGCACGCCGACUUCGCCGACACGCUGCGGCCGAUGCACACGUACCUGGACCCCUCGUCGCAGCACCGCGGCGCCCAGCUGCCCGAGAUGAUGGUCACGUGCAAGCUCGCCUACGCCGAGAUGGCGCCCCGAGUGCACGGGGAGGCGGCGCUGCGGGUGCACCGGCGCGGGGGCCGCGAGGAGCGCCGCGCGGGCUUCGCCGUCUACGGCCCGCUGCGCAUCGAGCGUCUGCAGCGCCUCGUCCUCGUCGUCGACAUGGAGCACCCCAACUGGAACGGCUGGCUGGCGCUGUUCGCCGAGGUGGCGGCGCGCGCGACGGGGCUGAGGCACCUCGUCGUCGACUGGGCGCCGCGCCCCGUCGCCGUGGUCGGGCUGGUCGGCUGGCAGGCGCGGCAGCACAGGAGCAAGGAGGGCGAGUUCCUCCGGACGCUGGAUAGCUUGGGCCGUCUGCAGACGGUGCUGUUGUACGGGACGGUGCCCGAGGCGUGGAGUGCCGACAUCAAGCGGCGGCGGCCCGAGGUGCGCGUCAAGUGUUACCCGUUCCGGUGGUGGAGGGAGCCGGGCCUUGAGUGA
Colletotrichum graminicola M1.001 is the source of this 675-nucleotide messenger RNA. RefSeq lists its product as uncharacterized. The record is from RefSeq and is a predicted model, not a curated record. Lineage: Eukaryota; Fungi; Ascomycota; Sordariomycetes; Glomerellales; Glomerellaceae. The coding region runs from base 1 to 675 and encodes 224 amino acids. The transcript has a single exon.